Molecule: messenger RNA, 2019 nt
Organism: Vicia faba (fava bean)
Lineage: Eukaryota; Viridiplantae; Streptophyta; Magnoliopsida; Fabales; Fabaceae
Source: the annotation of a GenBank genome assembly
AUGAUUGUUAUGUCUGUUUGCAAGUUCAGAUAUAGAUAUAAGUAUAGUUCAAGUUCGAUUCCAAUAGCACGAAAUUUAGGUUUUUUAGUUUCAUUUUUCAGUACUAGUUCAUUGUCUCCAAUUGUUAAACCAAUCAAUUGGAAUACUACCCAUAGUUUUGUCAGGGGAAACCCUCUACUUUCGCUCGUGGAGAGAUGCAAGUCAGUUGUCCAGUUGAAACAAAUCCAGGCUCAAAUGGUAUUGACGGGAUUGAUCGAUAAUGGUUUUGCUGCGAGUCGUCUUGUUGCGUUCUGCGCUUUAUCUGAGUCGCAGGACCUUGAUUAUUGUACUAAGAUAUUGUAUCGAAUCAAUGAAGGUAAUGCGUUUUCUUGGAAUGCGACGAUUAGGGGUUAUGUGGAGAGUGGAGACGUUGAAGGAGGUUUAUUGUUGUAUAGGAGGAUGUUGCAAGGGGGUAUGUUGAAGCCGGAUAAUCAUACUUACCCGUUGUUGCUUAAAGCUUGUUGUUGUCAGUCUUUAAAUUAUGUCGGUUUUGGUGUACUUGGGCACGUGUUGAAGUUUGGGUUUGAAUGUGAUGUAUUUAUUCAUAAUGCGUCGAUCACUAUGUUACUCUCGUUUGGAGAGUUGAGUGCAGCGUAUGAUGUGUUUAAUAGAAGUCGUGUGAGAGAUUUGGUAACCUGGAAUUCCAUGAUUACUGGAUGUGUUAAAAGGGGAAUGGUAAAUGAGGCUAUAAAAAUCUAUCGGGAAAUGGAGGCAAAGAGAGUGAAACCAAACGAGAUUACAAUGAUUGGGCUGAUUUCUUCUUGUUCUCAGUUGCAGGAUUUGAAUCUUGGCAGAGAGUUUCAUCGUUACAUUGAAGAACAUGAUCUCGAGUUGACAAUUCCACUCACUAAUGCACUUAUGGACAUGUAUGUGAAGUGCGGGGAAUUGUUGGCUGCACGAGCUCUAUUUGACAACAUGCCACAAAAGACCCUUAUUUCAUGGACUACAAUGGUUUUGGGAUAUGCCAGAUUUGGUUUUCUAGAUGUUGCACGGGAGAUUUUGUAUAAAAUUCCAGAAAAGAGUGUUGUACCGUGGAAUGCCAUCAUCAGUGGGUGUGUCCAGGCCAAGCAUAGUAAAGAGGCAUUGACUUUAUUCCGUGAAAUGCAAAUUAGUAUGGUAGAACCCGAUAAAGUGACCAUGGUGAACUGCCUAUCUGCAUGCUCUCAACUAGGAGUGCUUGACGUUGGAAUAUGGAUUCACCAUUAUAUUGAAAGACAUAAUCUUUCUCUAGACGUUGCCUUAGGAACUGCACUAGUCGACAUGUAUGCCAAGUGCGGAAAUAUUGCAAGGGCACUCCAGGUUUUCGAAGAGAUUCCUCAAAGAAAUUGUUUGACCUGGACAGCCAUCAUUUGUGGUUUAGCACUUCAUGGGAAUGCCCAGGUUGCUAUAUCCUAUUUCUCGAAAAUGAUUAAUAUUGGAAUAAUGCCUGACGAGAUCACCUUUCUUGGUGUGUUAUCAGCUUGUUGUCAUGGAGGUUUAGUUGAAGAAGGCCGCAAAUACUUUUCUGAAAUGAGCUCUAAAUUCAAUGUAUCCCCUAACCUUAAACACUACUCAUGCUUGGUGGACCUUUUAGGAAGGGCUGGUCAUUUGGAGGAAGCAGAAAAACUCGUUCUAAAUAUGCCAAUGCCAGCAGAUGCUGCUGUGUUGGGUGCUCUAUUCUUUGCUUGCCGUGUUCAUGGAAAUGUUAUAAUUGGAGAGAGGACGGCUUUUAAGCUUCUUGAGAUUGAUCCUCAUGAUAGCGGAAAUUAUGUUCUGCUUGCUAGCAUGUACAGUGAGGCAAAAAUGUGGAAGGAGGCAAGGAGCACAAGGAUAAUAAUGGAUGAGAGAGGAGUAGAGAAGACUCCGGGUGGCAGCUCAGUUGAGAUCAAUGGCAUUGUGCAUGAAUUUGUAGUGAGGGAUACGUCUCAUCCACAGUCUGAUUGGAUUUAUGAAUGUCUGGUUUCGCUAACAAAACAACUGGAGCUUCUCGAAUUUACAUGA